This is a messenger RNA of Racocetra fulgida, 469 nucleotides long. NCBI's taxonomy places the organism in Eukaryota, Fungi, Glomeromycota, Glomeromycetes, Diversisporales, Gigasporaceae. The record is from the annotation of a GenBank genome assembly.
UAAUCCACUUUUAUUCAGCCUUAAUCAACGUUAUCCCUCCCAUGUUCGACGGCAGGAAUUGAUUGCGUUGAAAGAUCUUCAAGCAAGAUCGUUUGCAUUUUCCACUAUUCCUAGAUUCAUUUUACAUGCCAUGCGAAUUCCUGUUGCCGGUGUAACUGUUGGCGUUGGUGGUUUGACUUAUGCUAAUUACAAACUUAAUGCUAUGGCAACUAAGAGUUCUGAUUUAUUGUCAUCUAUUUCCGAUGGGUUUAAGUCCGCUUUUGGAACUGUCACUGAUGGAUUAUCAAAAUUCGAUGUCGAAUUACAAUCUGGCGUGGCACAGGAUGAUCAAUUCAUGAAUCUCACCAAAAAGUUGAUUGAGGUUCGGAAUAUAUUGACGAGCAUUGAUCAUGAGGAAGGGCUUAAAUUACCUAGUAUUGUGGUCAUUGGAAGUCAGAGCUCUGGUAAAAGUUCCGUGCUCGAAGCUAUC